This is a messenger RNA of Dentiscutata heterogama, 1420 nucleotides long. NCBI's taxonomy places the organism in Eukaryota, Fungi, Glomeromycota, Glomeromycetes, Diversisporales, Gigasporaceae. The record is from the annotation of a GenBank genome assembly.
AUGAAAACUGAGUCUGACAGUAACGAUGUGAACAAUGAAAAUGGUGAAAUUACGGUGUAUGAAAGGAGUAAUGAUGAAAAGCAAGAAAAUGCGAAAAAGGAUACAAAUCCGAAUAGUGAAACCCAAGAUGUAAAAAUCUUUAGGUGCGUGGAAGUAGGGGGUAAAGAUUUUGUCGAUGAUGUUGAAAACGAUGAGUCCACGCAUGAAUGGAAUUCGAAAGGCGUUGGAAGUGACGAUUUAAAGGGAGAUCAAGAUAAUGUGCUGAUGAAAAGAGUGGUGAAAAUAAACGGACAGUCAGCAAAAGCAUCGAUUAGAACCAGUUUAGGUGUAAACUUAAUAAGCAUAAAUUAUGUAGAAAAAAAAGGGCUUACUUGGAAACAUCCAAAUAAAGAUAAUGAAGUCGUUGGGUAUGUUCCUAGCGCUGAGGUUGAUAUCGACGGUGUUAAAGUAGAUCAAAAGUUCCAUGUGAAGCGUGAAUUGGGUUGUGAUGUCAUUCUUGGAAUGCCGUGGGUCAUGAAAACAAGGUGUAGUUUCGAAUGGAAGGAUGGAAAAUGUUACUGUAUGAUCCGAACUGGCUUUGAGAAAGCAACGUUCGAGAUCUCUGAUGAAAACUUAGAUGAAUACGCAAUGAAUAAAGGUAAUAUAAUGAAGAGUGACGAUCAAAGAGAAAAUGAAUUUGUUGAUAUUAGGUGUAUUGAACGCGAAGUGGUGGAGAAUGAUGGUACCGAUGAAGAGGAUGAGAAAUAUAGUGAUGGAAAAGACAAUGAUAUUAUGAAUAUGAGGCGUGUAGUGUUGGAGGAUAAUGAGGCUGAGUUUGAUGAUAAUGGGGGUGAAGCUGCAGAUGGUAGAGUGAAUGAAUCUGAAAAAGAUUACCGCGAAAAUAAAAUCGAAAAUGAAAAGGUUGAACAAAAGGCAUUUGUUCAUUGUCAAAGCCUCGGGAAAAUGAAUUGUGGUAAUGGAGCACAUAAACACGAGUGUGAAGACAGAAAUGAGAGAUGCAUAGGAUUGAAAGAAGCGUACGUGAGUCAGCCAAGUACCAUGCGAGCAUUAAACGGUAUGUUGAUGGCUAGAGAUUGUAUGAAUGCUCAAAUAAGGUUAAAUGAAUUAAGUUAUCGAAGAACCAAUAAUGGGCAUUUAAUGUUUGGAAGUUCGACAUUACAAAGUGCAUAUAUUCGGGAACGAUAUAAAAGCAUAAAAGCUGGAAUGUGGAGCACUCCGAAUAUUUAUGGUGACAAAGACCAUAAGAAAGGUGUUGGUUGGAGUAAAUGGGACGUUGCAUGUUGUGGCAAAGUGAAGAGUCGAAAAUGGAUGGGUCAACGAAGUCUAAGGCAUGAUGUGAAAGGAAUCAAUUUCUACAAGCGAUUGUAUUUGGAUGAAAUUGUUGGGUGUAGUUCUGAGAAAUUGAUUAGUGCAGUAUUUG